AUGGAGCCGAAGGGGAGCGGCAGUAGCUUCGCACCCGCUGUAGCUGACGAACGAAAGGAUCGCCUAGACCUUGAAGAUGCGGUAUCCGGGAGGGACACGUCGACGCCAUCCGGCGUUUCGGCUGCGUACUCAUCAGCUCCCGCCUUCGAUUAUUCCAUCACGAAGGCAGAAAUACCAGGAUCGGUGGACCAGGAAGAGGUCGUUAGCGAUGCGCCGCUGGACUCCAAUACCCCUAUUUCCUAUCUCUACCUGACGUUCGACACGCCACUGCCGUGCCCAAAUGCUGGGAGACCGCAGUCGGACCGCGGCGACCUUCCGGCGUGUCCCAACCUUUCUCCAUACGCAGACCCGACGAAAUGGCCGUUGGCGCGCAAGGGGGUUAUGCUGAUUAUAUCUUGCAUGGCCACCUGCUUUACGGCGUACGCGGCCGGCGCGUAUUCCGAAUGUGCGGAUCUGAUCGCCACAGAGUUCAACACUACACGCGAGAGCGCUCUAGUCGGUGUAACUACCUUCUGCAUCGGCUUCGCUAUCGCCCCUAUGAUCUUGGCCCCGUUUUCGGAGAUCAACGGGCGCUACCCCGUCUUCGCCAUUGCCGGCGUCAUAUUUGUAGUCUUCCAAGCCGUCUGCGGCGUGGUCACAAACUUAGCAGGUAUACUGAUCGCCCGGUUUUUUAAGGGCGUCGGCGGAAGCGUGUUCAGCACUAUGGUGGGCGGUGUAAUUGCCGACAUGUACGAGAAGGAAGACCGCAACAUGCCGAUGGCGUUUUUCAGCGGCGCCGUCCUGGUCGGUACCGGCCUCGGGCCGCUCGUGGCUGCGGUAAUGGUUCAUCAGUGGGGAGGCGAGGGUCAGAAGUGGAAAUGGGUAUUUUGGCAUCAGGUUAUUAUAGAUUUCAUCUUGAUGAUUGCCGUCGUAGCCUUUUUCAAGGAGAGCCGCGGCUCGGUGCUCCUAUCGAGAAAGGCAAGAGCAUUGAAUAAAUGGUAUCAACAGCUGGAGGAGAAAGGGGUAUUUGGAGUUUAUAUCCCUGGAUCGAAUGGCGACUCCGAUAUCUUGUCGAGACUGGCGGCUAUCAGGAACGACGAUACGUCGGCCACAGAAAAGGGCCUGUCGGCGCCGUCAUCAGAAUCUAAGCUGAAGAGAUGUUCGGAGCUGCGGCGAAUUAGAUGGAUUGUUAAGGAAGACGAGCAGCAUGCGUCCCUCGUCACUAUGAUAACCGUAUCGUUUUUUAGGCCAUUCGUAUUUCUCUCUACGGAACCCAUCGUCUUCUUCUUCUCGCUAUGGGUAUCUUUCGCAUGGGGCAUUCUCUACCUGACUUUCGGGUCUAUUCCGCUCGUGUUCCAGAGACAGUACAACUUUAACAUUGAGCAAUCAGGCUUCGUCUUUAUUGCCAUGAUAAUAGGUUCCAUAUUCGCAACUAUCCUGGGUAUAUAUCAAGAAGGAAUGCUCAAACAUCCCAAGUGGCAAUCCGCAUCAGAUAGCUCGGGGACGGACAGCUCGGAAGACAGCUCCGAGGAGAUUGAUACAGGUACCGGAUUCUGGGCUUUUGUGCGACGAAAAUUUCCAGCACAAUCUCCCGAAUCGCGGCUUUAUUUUACCUGCUUCACGUCAGUGCUGCUACCGGCGGGUCUAUACCUAUUCGGAUUCGCGUCUCAGCCAUCGAUCCACUGGAUGGUUCCUACGUUUUCAAUAUUCCUCGCUACUAUGGGCAUCUUUUACGUCUACUUAGCUACGUUUAACUAUCUAGCAGACGUCUAUCAAGCGUACGCGUCAUCGGCACUCGCCGCACAGUCCUUCUGCCGUAACGUACUCGGCGGGAUAUUCCCUCUCGUCACAGGGUUGCUGAUCCGAAACCUCGGAGAAGACGCGAUGGGUGGGCUACUGGGCGGAAUUGCUACCGUAUUGACAAUCGUACCUUGGGCUUUGGUGUUGUUCGGAAGCAGAAUCAGGGCUCGGAGCUCGUUUGCUAUUGCGCUUGAGCAAAAGUGA
Daldinia childiae is the source of this 1983-nucleotide messenger RNA. Its product is annotated as putative drug/proton antiporter YHK8. The record is from RefSeq and is a predicted model, not a curated record. Gene Ontology annotation, molecular function: transmembrane transporter activity. NCBI's taxonomy places the organism in Eukaryota, Fungi, Ascomycota, Sordariomycetes, Xylariales, Hypoxylaceae. The coding region runs from base 1 to 1983 and encodes 660 amino acids. Gene Ontology annotation, biological process: transmembrane transport. The transcript is spliced from 3 exons.